UCGUUCGAGACCAGACGCCUGCACCACCAACGACUGAGCAGUGAGCAACGCCUCCACCACCAACGACUGAGCAGCGAUCCAUUAUCCAGUCUAGCCUCCACUCCAGCACCAGCAGCGACCAUCGACCAGACCAGACACCAGCAGUCGACUCCAGCGAUUCCAGUCCAGUCGACUCCAGUCCAUUUGAGUUUGAAGAUUGAUCAUUGAAGAGUGCAAAUUACAUGGAUUAUGCUUAGAUUGAUACAUUGUCGAAGAGUUGGACUUAGACUUGGAACCUUGAAUUUCAAUAGAGAAUCAUGGAUGACAGUUUGUACGAUGAAUUUGGAAACUACAUCGGACCUGAAAUUGAAUCCGACCAGGAGAGUGAUAGGGAUGAAGAAGAUGAGGACCUCCCUGACAAGACUGAGGACGAGGUGGCUGCAUCCGAUGGUGAUCAAGAACAUGGUGCAUCUAAUGGUUGGAUGACUACCAUGGAUGAUGUCGAUAUGGAUAAUCAAAUAGUCCUUGCUGAGGAUAAAAAGUACUACCCAACUGCAGAAGAGGUUUAUGGUGAAGAAGUUGAAACAUUGGUUAUGGAUGAAGACGAGCAACCGCUCGAGCAGCCGAUAAUCAAGCCAGUCAAGAAUCUUAAGUUUGAGUUGGGGGUUAAGGAUUCAUCUACAUAUGUGUCCACUCAGUUUCUCUUGGGUCUUAUGUCGAAUCCUACUUUGGUUCGGAAUGUGGCCUUAGUGGGACACGUACAACAUGGGAAGACCGUUUUCAUGGAUAUGUUGGUUGAGCAAACUCACCAUAUUUCAACUUUUGAUCAGAAUAGUGAGAAGCACAUGAGAUAUACGGAUACUAGGAUAGAUGAGCAAGAGAGAAGGAUAUCCAUCAAGGCGGUUCCUAUGUCGCUUGUUCUUGAGGAUAGUAAUUCGAAAUCGUAUCUCUGUAAUAUCAUGGAUACCCCUGGUCAUGUCAAUUUCUCUGAUGAAAUGACUGCUGCUCUCAGGCUUGCUGAUGGUGCAGUAUUGAUUGUGGAUGCUGCCGAAGGAGUCAUGGUAAAUACAGAGAGGGCUAUACGCCAUGCUAUCCAGGAGCGCCUCCCUAUUGUGGUGGUGAUGAACAAGGUUGACAGAUUAAUCACUGAACUUAAAUUGCCCCCAAAGGAUGCUUACCACAAACUGAGACAUACCCUGGAAGUCAUCAAUAACCACAUAACUGCUGCCUCAUCAACUGCCGGAAAUGUCCAAGUUAUUGAUCCUGCUCUCGGAAAUGUGUGUUUUGCAAGUGGCAGUGCGGGAUGGUCCUUCACUCUGCAAUCAUUUGCUAAACUAUAUGUCAAACUCCAUGGUAUUCCAUUUGAUGCAAAUAAGUUUGCAUCUCGUCUUUGGGGUGAUUACUACUUUGAUCCUGAUACCCGGGCUUUUAAGAAGAAACAACCUGGCAGCGGAGUGGAGAGAUCAUUUGUCCAGUUUGUGCUUGAACCUCUUUACAAAAUAUAUAGCCAAGUAAUUGGAGAACACAAGAAAAGUGUGGAGGUAACUCUUGCAGAACUUGGUGUAACUCUCAGUAAUGUAGCUUACAAGUUAAAUGUUAGGCCUUUGCUAAGGUUGGCCUGUAGCUCAGUUUUUGGUUCAGCCACAGGCUUUACUGACAUGCUGGUUCGUCACAUCCCAUCCGCCAAAGAUGCUGCAGCUAGGAAGGUUGAGCAUAUCUAUACUGGGCCUAAGGAUUCCACAAUCUACCAAGCCAUGGAAGAUUGUGAUGCUAGUGGCCCCCUAAUGGUUAAUGUUACCAAAAUGUACCCUAAAUCCGAUUGCAGUGUCUUUGAUGCCUUUGGUAGGGUGUAUAGUGGUGAAAUCAUGACGGGGCAGACCGUACGUGUUCUGGGAGAAGGCUAUUCACCAGAUGAUGAGGAGGAUAUGACAGUAAAAGAAGUAACAAAACUAUGGGUUUACCAAGCUCGUUAUAGGAUACCUGUAAGCAAGGCUCCUCCUGGUUCUUGGGUUCUGAUUGAAGGUGUGGAUGCUUCAAUAAUGAAGACUGCCACACUGUGUAAUCUGGAUUAUGAUGAGGAUGUUUAUAUUUUCCGUCCUCUUCAGUUCAAUACCCUUCCAGUGGUGAAAACAGCAACUGAGCCUUUAAAUCCAAGUGAGCUACCAAAAAUGGUGGAGGGUCUGAGGAAGAUCAGCAAGAGCUAUCCUCUAGCAAUUACUAAAGUUGAAGAGUCCGGGGAACACACUAUUUUAGGUACUGGGGAGCUGUACUUGGAUUCUAUAAUGAAGGACCUGAGGGAGUUGUAUUCAGAAGUGGAAGUCAAGGUGGCGGACCCAGUGGUCUCAUUCUGUGAGACAGUAGUUGAAUCGUCGUCAAUGAAGUGUUUUGCUGAAACGCCCAACAAGAAAAAUAAAAUAACCAUGAUUGCUGAGCCAUUGGAGAGAGGACUUUCUGAGGACAUUGAGAAUGGUGGUGUAAGCAUUGACUGGCCUCGAAAGAAACUAGGGGACUUCUUCCAAACAAAAUAUGACUGGGAUCUGCUUGCUGCUCGAUCUAUAUGGGCAUUUGGGCCUGAUAAGCAGGGACCUAAUAUUCUACUAGAUGACACACUGUCUAGUGAAGUUGACAAGAGCUUGCUGAAUGCUGUCAAAGAUUCCAUUGUUCAAGGAUUCCAAUGGGGUGCUCGAGAAGGACCCCUCUGUGAUGAGCCCAUCAGAAAUGUCAAGUUUAAAAUAGUUGAUGCAAAGAUUGCACCUGAGCCAUUGCAUCGUGGAACUGGUCAGAUCAUUCCAACAGCUCGACGUGUGGCCUAUUCAGCUUUCCUUAUGGCAACCCCACGGCUCAUGGAACCAGUAUAUUAUGUGGAGAUUCAAACCCCCAUAGACUGUGUCUCUGCUAUCUACACAGUGUUGUCGCGCAGGCGUGGGCAUGUGACUGCUGAUGUUCCUCAACCAGGGACUCCAGCCUAUAUUGUUAAGGUUUGGCCACUAAAUUUUGCCAACAAAGUGCAUUAUAGGAUCAUUUUGACUGACUUGCUUGUAAUUUCCCAUGAGAAUGGUGAUAGCUGAUGACAUCGGUUAUUUUUAGACCUUGAAGACCAUUUCCUAAAGCAGAAUUUUGCUCAGACAAUGUAAAAUAUGUUGUUGGUGCAUGUUUCCCCUUUAUAGUUGAACAGAGAAACAGUCCCAUUUUGAAGCUAUUGGCAUAAACUUUGAGUUUUUUUGCUUUCCUCUUUGUUGGAUCUCCAGUUGAUCUAAUACCUGUGGGAAAUCACUGAGAUUAUCAUGGUCUGCAUGUUAGUAUAUGUAUGUUUCUGCUUUAACAUUCAUUUUGUCUCUAUUUAUUGGCGUAUCUUGUAUUCUAAUUGGAAUUUCAGGCAUUUUUACCUGUAAUUGAAUCAUUUGGUUUUGAGACGGACCUGAGGUAUCACACUCAAGGGCAGGCCUUUUGCCUCUCGGCGUUUGAUCAUUGGGCUAUAGUUCCUGGUGAUCCUCUUGACAAGAGCAUAGUCCUACGACCACUUGAGCCUGCACCAAUUCAGCACUUGGCUCGUGAGUUCAUGGUGAAGACAAGGCGUAGGAAGGGAAUGAGUGAAGAUGUGAGCAUCAACAAGUUUUUCGAUGAGGCCAUGGUUGUGGAGCUAGCUCAGCAGGCUGCUGAUCUACAUCAGCAAAUGAUCUAACGAGCAACAAGAAAUGCUGCAUUGCCAAGCUCCUGUAACGAGCAUUUGCUGCUGCGAUAUUUCCCCCCCUCCCUCAUGUUUAUCCUAAGAUCAUAGAGUUCGAACAGGAAUUUUGUUGAAAAAAAAUAGAUUUUUUGAUCACAGGCACCGUAAGUUUAGUAGUUUUUGUAUUUUGUUCCAUAUCAUGUUACUCUAUUUGGUCACAAUCUAGUUAACACCAGUGUAAUGUUACAAAAUUUGUUCGAACGAUGUUUAGGAUGUGUGCAUUUUUAUUUUUGGGUUAAUUACAAGUUGCACCCUGAAAGAUAGUUGGAAU
Molecule: messenger RNA, 3977 nt
Organism: Ilex paraguariensis (yerba mate)
Lineage: Eukaryota; Viridiplantae; Streptophyta; Magnoliopsida; Aquifoliales; Aquifoliaceae
Source: the annotation of a GenBank genome assembly